UUACAAAGAUCUAAGUACCCGAAUGUCAGCUUCGUCAAAUCAACCAAGGACAUCUUCCAAGCGCUAGAUAAGCUUUCCAUCCAGCCUCGAGUCAAGACAACUUCCCAGUCCACAAGCGCUGCAAAGGACUUGUAUACUGUGUGGAGGUCGACCAGUGACUCGGACUAUCUGUUCCUCUACGACAAGGGUCCAUCAGCAACAUUUGAUGUCGCCGCAGAGGUC
Molecule: messenger RNA, 222 nt
Organism: Fusarium oxysporum Fo47
Lineage: Eukaryota; Fungi; Ascomycota; Sordariomycetes; Hypocreales; Nectriaceae
Exons: 1
Source: RefSeq, a predicted model, not a curated record